AUGUACAACACUCAAAACGAUGCAGAAGCAAUGUGGGGAUUCUACGAUUUUGUUGAUACGAGUUUCGUAUCCAACAGAGAGAAUGGAUUACUUCACAAUUCUUUGAAAUUAGUAAUCGAGUGCGAAAUUAAAAUAUACGCAUCCGGUGACAAGGAAAGGGCAAAUCAAGACGAUUGCGUGAGAGAAGAAGAGAAAACACAGCGACUGGAAGAGUUCGAUAGAUACGAAAACCUCUUAGACAGCAGUGCUUUCAGCGACGUGUCAUUCAUGGUCGAGGGUAAAAUUUUACACGCGCACAAGUGUAUUCUCGUAAAGAGCAGUCCAGUUUUCUCCGCCAUGUUUAACAACGAGAUGAGGGAAAAACAGGAGCGGAUGAUAGAGAUGGAAGAUAUCAAAUACAGCGCUUUCGUCGAAAUGCUUCGUUUCAUAUACUGCGGCAAGAUUAACCUUGAGAUCGACAACAUGGAGCUUAGCGUUGGCGAUCUUUUGUUUGCUGCGGAUAAGUAUGACAUCGAUGGACUGAAGGACAAGUGUGAAAAGUUGAUGGGUAAAAAUGUAUCCAACGAUAAAGUUGUAGACAUUCUCAAGCUUGCCGAUCGGCAUAACGCUAGCAAUUUGAAAUCUAAAGCAAUAAAGUUUAUUGUUUCGCGCUCGAGUAAUGUUUUGAAAAUACCAAAUUUCAAAACGUUGACCAACAUACCAGACCUUCUAUGCGAAGUUUGCCUUGCAAUCGCAUACAAGAAGAAGUAG
Messenger RNA from Nasonia vitripennis (jewel wasp), 750 nucleotides. RefSeq names its product speckle-type POZ protein B-like. Bases 1 to 750 code for a protein of 249 amino acids. Gene Ontology annotation, molecular function: ubiquitin protein ligase binding. NCBI's taxonomy places the organism in Eukaryota, Metazoa, Arthropoda, Insecta, Hymenoptera, Pteromalidae. Gene Ontology annotation, biological process: regulation of proteolysis; proteasome-mediated ubiquitin-dependent protein catabolic process. The record is from RefSeq and is a predicted model, not a curated record. The transcript has a single exon. Gene Ontology annotation, cellular component: cytoplasm.